Molecule: messenger RNA, 345 nt
Organism: Hyphopichia burtonii NRRL Y-1933
Lineage: Eukaryota; Fungi; Ascomycota; Pichiomycetes; Serinales; Debaryomycetaceae
Gene: ACP12
Product: acyl carrier protein
Exons: 1
Coding region: 1-345 (114 amino acids)
Biological process (GO): fatty acid biosynthetic process
Cellular component (GO): mitochondrion
Molecular function (GO): acyl binding; acyl carrier activity
Source: RefSeq, a predicted model, not a curated record
AUGUUUAGAUUAGCCUUACGUCAAGCCAGAUUUGCUCCUGCUCCAAUUAGAGCCAUCAAGCCAUUCAACGCCAUUCGUACCUAUGCCGUUGCACCAAUCACCAAAGAAGAAGUUACUAAUCGUGCUUUUGAAGCAUUGAAAACCGUUGCUGCUUUACAAGAAUCUAACUUGAGUGUCGAAUCAUCCUUCACCAAAGACUUGGGUUUGGACUCUUUGGAUACCGUUGAAGCCUUGGUUGCUUUAGAAGAAGAAUUUGAUUUGGAAAUUCCUGAUAAAAUCUCCGAUGAAAUUAAAACUGUAGGUGAAGCCAUUAACUACAUCUUUGAAGAAGAACAAAAGUUAUAA